GUUUUCAAAUCAAGCUAAGCUAGAGCUAACCAUGGCAGCUGUACGAGCUCAAAACGAUGGCGUCCGCGGCCGGAGGAAGUCAUCGUCGAGAGGGCACCAUAGGUUUGUGGGAGUGAGGCAGAGGCCGUCGGGAAGAUGGGUGGCCGAGAUCAAAGACUCGUUGCAAAAGGUCAGGCUUUGGCUUGGCACUUUCGAUACUGCUGAGGAUGCUGCUAGGGCUUAUGAUGACGCUGCGCGGACUUUGCGCGGUGCAAAUGCCCGCACCAAUUUCGAACUGCCUCAAUCGAAUGGUGCGGGCGUGGGAGAUUCGGGGAUGGAAAAUGUGGAACCGUUUUCGUUUGAGGAUGUUUGUGGCAAUGGAGCUGAAGAAGAUGGCUUGCUUGGUGCGCUCAAGGCCAAGUUGCUUGAUGGCAAGGGAUUUAGUCGGGUGCAAGAGAAGAUUGAUUCGUCUCCUCUAGUUGUGCCACGUGGCGGUGGGUUUGGAUUUGCAAACCCUCCGAAUCAGCAGGGUUCAUAUAUAGCAGGGUCCUCAAAGGAAAAAAAUUUUAGUCACACUCGGUGUAUACAACCUCACUCUCACAAAAAUGAUCACGUGACAGGCCACGACGUGGUAUUUGAUAUCAGUGACCAGACAGAGGUGGCCGUGUCCGGUCACGUUGCAUCGAACCCGGGCAUGGUGUGGACCAAUGAACCUCCAGCAUAUGAAUUGACUUGGUCCAACACACUUCCUAUGCCUACAUGGCCGGUACCAACUGAUCAGUCAAUUGUGAGUAUGUCAUAUACAGAUCAGUGUUCGAUGGAGUUGCCAACAACAAGUAGAGAUCAUGGUAAAGUGACCGCCGUAGGCUUGACGCAGCAGCUGUCACAGAUCGAAGGAGCAAUGGGAGGUGGUGCUUGGUCUGCAGAUCAGCAAUAUAUGCACUGUGACAACAAUUGGGCAGCUGCUGCUAACGGCACUUGGGAAUCCCAAGGCCUCUUCUAUCAGCCCUCUGUUUCUGGGGUGAUUUGAUCUAAAAUAAAUCAGUUAAUUACAACUUAUAGUUGGUCCCCUCUGUGCUAUUCUUGAUUUCUGGGUUCUUUCGUUUUUAUAUUAUUAACCUUAGUUCAUCAAAGGCUAAUCAUUAAUUCUUGGGAAAAUUUCACAAACAGUACCUGAACUUUCAGUCACUAAUAACUUUCGUACCUCAAGUUCAAAAAAUAUCAGAUUGGUACCUGAACUUUUAACCCCGACCCAAUAUUGGUACCUGAGAACAGUAAAAUCGUUAACGGGGUUAACUUUUCAAGGGUAGCAUCGUCAUUUUACUGUUCAUCUUCUCCAAACAAAACGAACCAGCUGAACAACUCCCCUCCUUCUUCUUCUUCCUCCUCCUCUGAAAAAAGCCACCAUUAACAAAGACUCAACCUUUAAAACCAACCCACCAUUACCAAAGACUCAACCUUUACAUCACACCCAACACCCAAAGACUCAACCUUUAUGUAGUUUCCACACCUCACGAUGCGCCCAAUCCCUGUGACCCUCAUCUGCCCAGCCACCGCAGCCCCACUGCACCCGCUUCCUCGUCCCACUUGUCGGCGCCGCCACCACCACCGUCUUCUCCCUCCUCCUCUUCCUCCUCGUCUGCUUAUGCAAAAUCACCCGCAAACACACCGCCCCUGAAGCCGACUCCAAGCCCCCCACCGCUUCUCCUACUCCCUCCUCCGACGUGCCACCAACUCCUUCUUCCCCAUGCGCCGCCUCGACCAAGGCGGCUCCGGCUCCGUUUUCUUCAGAACGCUCCCCCACACAAGCCAGGACGUCGGCGUCAGGCUCAUAGACUCCGGUUCUCUCUAGGGCGAGUGUGAGUUCCAGAACGAGCUCUUCUUCGCCUCCAUGCUCGACUCCCGACAAGUCAUCUCGGUGCUCGGAUUCUCCUCCGAUCGAAAACGGCGUCGUAUGCUACUGGUUUACGAGAUUGGGAAUGAGAGGCCCACGGCUGCUUCGAGUAGUGAAAUGGAAGAAGAAGAAGAAGAAGAAUAAGAAGAGGAAUAGGAAGAGAUUGGAUUGGUAGAUGUCAAUGGAAGAGAGUGGGAAAGUUUUGAGUACGGAGAAGAGGAGGCCUGCCAGGGAAUGGUGGAAGGAGGAGUAUUGUGAUGAGCUGACGAAGAAGAUAGGAGUGGUGUUACUGAAGAAGAAGAUAAUAAAAAAUCUGGGAUUGCAGAGAGAUAGGAGAGAGCUUUUGGAGAAGAUGAACAGUAAAAUGACGAAGCUACCCUUGAAAAGUUAACCCCGUUAACGAUUUUACUGUUCUCAGGUACCAAUAUUGGGUCGGGGUUAAAAGUUCAGGUACCAAUCUGAUAUUUUUUGAACUUGAGGUACGAAAGUUAUUAGUGGCCGAAAGUUCAGGUACUGUUUGUGAGAUUUUCCCUUAAUUCUUUAAUGUGUGCUCCCAAAUAAGCUAUCACACGUACUGUUUGUGUUCCAGUAACGAAUGAUCAUGAGAAGUAGAGAAAAUAAUUCGCUUCUUAUACGUGUAUAUAUAUCUAUGUUCUAGUCAAAUUUUAACAUCUAUAUAGUAUUCCUGGGUUGCAAGAA
Molecule: messenger RNA, 2572 nt
Organism: Rosa rugosa (rugosa rose)
Lineage: Eukaryota; Viridiplantae; Streptophyta; Magnoliopsida; Rosales; Rosaceae
Product: ethylene-responsive transcription factor 7-like
Exons: 1
Coding region: 32-1009 (325 amino acids)
Biological process (GO): regulation of DNA-templated transcription
Molecular function (GO): DNA binding; DNA-binding transcription factor activity
Source: RefSeq, a predicted model, not a curated record